Molecule: messenger RNA, 2366 nt
Organism: Scaptodrosophila lebanonensis
Lineage: Eukaryota; Metazoa; Arthropoda; Insecta; Diptera; Drosophilidae
Gene: Hr78
Product: nuclear hormone receptor HR78
Exons: 4
Coding region: 331-2196 (621 amino acids)
Biological process (GO): anatomical structure development; regulation of transcription by RNA polymerase II; cell differentiation
Molecular function (GO): zinc ion binding; RNA polymerase II cis-regulatory region sequence-specific DNA binding; nuclear receptor activity
Source: RefSeq, a predicted model, not a curated record
UUUGUCGAGUAUGUGCGUGUGUUAAUUGGAACGCGAAAAAGUUGGCUGCUGUAACAAAAAUCUUUACUUAUUAGCAUAAACUAGAUUUUAAUAUUCAUUAAAUCAUUAUGCAAUAAAACAAGUGGACAAUAAACUGAAGUGCAAUGUAUUUGAAAAACUAAUGGUAACUUCUGUAUCGCCAAGUAAGCAGCACAGUUUGAAACGCACACACACACACAAACGUUCACGACAGGGAGGCACAAAACAAGUUCUAAUAAGAAAAAGAAAGCCCAAACAGUGUAGGGGGCAAGGCACCAACACAAAGAAGCAACAGCUUGCAGUGGCUUUGUGAUGGGCACAAGCGGUGGCUUUAAAACCGAAGAACCCAGACCAAUGGCUUUGAACCAUUCAAGCAGCAGCAACAGUGCUAGUAGCGUGAGUGUUGCCUCCACCAAUGCAUCGGCCGCACAAUUGGUAGCCAGCGGCGCGGCUGCCAGCUCUGCGGGUAACACUUCACUAAGUGUCGAACUGUGUUUGGUAUGUGGCGAUCGUGCCUCCGGACGCCACUACGGCGCCAUUAGCUGUGAGGGAUGCAAGGGAUUCUUCAAACGCUCAAUACGGAAGCAGCUGGGCUACCAGUGCCGGGGAGCUAUGAACUGUGAAGUGACGAAGCAUCAUCGGAAUCGUUGCCAGUUCUGUCGGCUGCAAAAGUGUUUGGCCAGCGGCAUGCGAAGUGAUUCCGUACAACACGAACGGAAACCCAUUGUCGAUAGGCGCGAUGCUAGCGUUGGCGGCAACAGCGCCGCCUCCUCAUCCUCCAGCAGUGUUGCGGCCACCAACAGUUCUUCCAGCACCAAACCCAAUUACCAACAGCAGCCGCGGAACAAGCAGCAUGUCAGUACAGCUGCUGCCAGCGCUGCUCUUUUUCAGCAUGCGGCCAAUACGCCACCAGUGCCAAGCACGACAGCCACUGCUUUUGGACUAGCUGAUAACCUCUUUCCCAUGAGCCUGAAUUUCGCAGAACUCACACAGACUCUGAUGCUCGCUUCACAGCAGCAGCAACAACAACAGCAACAACAACAAUCUAGCAGCGCCACAAGCCACUGUUAUUCGCCCGAGCCCAAGGCCGAUGUGGACGAUGAAGAUGAUGACUCCAUGGACAACAGCAGCACAUUGUGCCUCCAGUUAUUGGCAAACAGCGCCAGCAAUAAUAAUUCACAGCAUUUAAAUUUUAAUGCUGCUGCGGCGGAAACAUUGCCGACCACAGCCACUGUGGGUCUUAUACAAAGCUCCCUGGACAAGCGUGUCAUAGACAAAGCUUUGCAGAUACUGCAGCCCAUACAGCAGCAUUUAGAGCGGCACAGUGGUAAUCAGAGCAGCGCCUCUGUGGCAACACUCAAUAUUAAACAUGAAUGCGACUCGGAUGCCGAGGACAGCGGCACAGAGGAUGUUGAUGCAGACCUAGAGCACAUGGAUUUGGACAUUGAUUUUUGCAAUCGCAGUGAUUUUGUGGCCAGCGAAGCGAUCUUCACACAGGACUUGCUAACGGAUGCACAGUGCGCUUUUCACGUACAACCGCCAACAUUGGUCCACUCGUACCUCAAUAUGCAUUAUGUGUGCGAAACGGGAUCUCGUAUUAUCUUCCUUACUGUGCACACCUUGCGUAAGGUGCCGGCUUUUGAAUUGCUGGAUGCUCAUACACAAGUGAAAUUGUUGCGUGGAGCUUGGCCAGCUUUAUUGGCAGUAGCGCUAGCCCAGUGCCAACGUCAACUUUCUGUCUCUACAAUCAUUGGUACGCUUAUCCAGAGUGUGCGUCAGCUAGCGGACAUUGAUAAAAUCGAGCCGCAGAAGAUCACAAAGCUGGCUCAGCUUACCCGUACUUUGCAUGAUUUCGUGCAGGAGAUGCAGACGCUUGAUGUGAGCGAUAUGGAUUGUGGACUUCUGCGUCUGAUUUUGCUUUUUAAUCCGCUUCAGUUGCAGCAGCGUCGGGAGCGUCAGUUGCGUGCUUAUGUAAAGCGUGUGCAGCUUUAUGCUUUGUCGACACUUAGGCGGCAGGGCGAAGAAAGGUGCAACUCAUUGUUUGCCAGCCUAUUGCCCUUAAGUGGCUUGGAGUCGGAUUUAAUGGAGGAGCUGUUUUUUGCAAAUCUGGUGGGUCAGAUGCAAAUUGAUGCUAUGGUACCCUUCAUUCUGAUGAUGUGCAGCAGUAGUGGACUGUAGGAGAGCAAGACUGACGAAUGGAUUGGGAGUAGAUGGCUGAGCGUAGGGGGGGCCAAUCGCGCCUAGUGCGGACAAUACUUAGAUAUAAUUAUAAUAUAUAAUUACAUACAUAGAUACACAUACACCUGCAUUAAAAUAUAUGAAGUGCAAUUUUAGUGUAUUACACUCAA